AAACCCUCUGGAGAGACUCACAUCAGCAGAGGACUGAAGUGAUGCUCUAAACCGGGAGGCUCAUCCAGUAGUUAAGAAUCAACAAAGCCAAUUGAGACCACAUCAGAGAAAAACGCAUCCUCUGUGCAGGAGCCCGCUGGAGCCCUGAGGUGACAGAGAACAUGCCAGGGCUGAGGAAGCGCUCCACAUGGGCCCCACUGCUCCUCAAGUCCUCCUGCAUCAAGUCCUGUGCCAACGGCUGUUCCCUGGGCACCACCGCCCACCUCACCUAUGCCAACACGGACACCGAGUCCAUAGAGGGUGUGUUUGUGUACCCUCUGGGGGAGAAGGAGGUGGUGGUGGGUUUCGAGGCGGUGAUCGCGGGCCGCAUGGUGGGCGUUCAGAUCCAGAGCAGGGGCAAGCUGGAGGACUGCUGUCUGGACUGCUGCCCAGGGUCAGGCUUUGAUGGUCAGUGUGGGAACGGCCGCGAGUGGGGCUGCUGUGGAAGUUCCAACCUGGACAUGCAAUGCACCAAUGGACACCUCAUCCUGGAUGAGGACCUGGAGAGGACCACCUUCAUUGUUGGCACAGGGGUCAUCGGCCCAAUGGACAUAGUGUCUGUGGUCAUAAGCACCACACUAGAACUCCCCACAUUGGAGAAUGGAGCGAUCCGUCUGGUGUAUCCCACUGUGUUUACUCCCAUUGUCACUGGGCGGAUGACUCCAAGCAAAAGUGAAAAUGGGGGGAAGUCAUCAGAAGAAACAGGGUCCACCAGUUGUUUUGGAGCCGCAUCAGCCAAGCAGGAGCGGGCCUUGGGCACAGAGCAACAGUGUGCCCACACCAUCUUCACCAGCCCAGCUGCCAACCUGGCCCCUUACGAACUCAACUUCCAGCUAUUGGUCAGAGGAGCCUGUCUAUUGGCUGGCCUGGAGAGCCCUACCCACGCCCUGAGGGCCGACGCUGACCCCAGUGCCCAGAGUGCCUCAGCCACAUACAUCACCCUCGCACAAGACCACCUGUACGACAGACACAUCGAGAUCAUACUGCACCUCAGUGAACCUCACAGCCCAUUGGUCAUCCUGGAAAGGGGCCGGCUCUCCUUCAGCCAAUACGAGCAGCAGAUCUGUGCCCGGCGUGACUUUAUCCGCUGCGCUCGCAAAGAGUCCGAACCGGAGAAGAGGUUGGAGUUUGUGAGGAAGAGAUACCACAAGGACAUUCUGAGCAGCCCGGUUCUGAUGCUGAACUUCUGUCCGGACCUGCUGUCAGAGCCCCCGGAGCUCCACCGAGCCACCAGGGAGCUGCUGUUCCUCGUGGACCGCAGCGGCAGCAUGAGUGGCAGCAACAUCCAGCGCAUCAAGACCCAGAGCUGUGGUCCCAGACCCAGAGCUGUAGCCACAGACCCAGAGCUGUGGUCCCAGACCCAGAGCUGUAGCCACAGACCCAGAGCUGUGGUCACAGACCCAGAGCUGUGGUCCCAGACCCAGAGCUGUGGUCCCAGACCCAGAGCUGUGGUCCCAGACCCAGAGCUGUGGUCACGGAGGUGA
This is a messenger RNA of Hypomesus transpacificus, 1523 nucleotides long. RefSeq names its product von Willebrand factor A domain containing 5B2 (gene vwa5b2). The transcript is spliced from 9 exons. NCBI's taxonomy places the organism in Eukaryota, Metazoa, Chordata, Actinopteri, Osmeriformes, Osmeridae. The record is from RefSeq and is a predicted model, not a curated record. The coding region runs from base 162 to 1523 and encodes 453 amino acids.